Erpetoichthys calabaricus (reedfish) is the source of this 2070-nucleotide messenger RNA. It is a transcript of the gene msantd1, whose product is annotated as Myb/SANT-like DNA-binding domain containing 1. The transcript is spliced from 3 exons. The record is from RefSeq and is a predicted model, not a curated record. NCBI's taxonomy places the organism in Eukaryota, Metazoa, Chordata, Cladistia, Polypteriformes, Polypteridae. Gene Ontology annotation, cellular component: nuclear body. Gene Ontology annotation, biological process: positive regulation of DNA-templated transcription. The coding region runs from base 191 to 997 and encodes 268 amino acids.
AACUUCCCUACUUAAAAGCUUUUAAGCAGAUCCUUCAUUCCUAGACUUAGGCCCCAUUUCCAGGCCUCUAAAGGUUGAAUUGGUUUGGUUUUGUGAGUCGCAGAGGCCAGGAGGCCUCCUGCUUGAGUGGCUCGAUGUCUAGGAGGCUCUGCUUCCUCGGGAUGGAGUGAUAGGCUUAGGGGGGAGGAAGAUGUCUGGGGAGAAGAAUUACAGUUGCCUAGUUUCACCUCAGGCAGAGAAGCACAGGCGAGCAAGGAACUGGACUGACACCGAAAUGAGGGCGCUGGUGUACGUGUGGGAUGAAUUUGUCACUGAGCUCAAAAAUGCAAAGAGGAAUGCCAAGAUCUAUGAGAAAAUGGCCAAAAGGUUUUUUGAACUUACUGGGGAGCAUCGCCACAGAGAGGAGAUUAAAAUGAAAAUUACCAACAUGACCUUCCAAUACAGGAAGCUGAAGUGCACAACUGAUGGCAGAACAACCCCACCAGAUUGGCCCUACUAUCAACCAAUCGAUAAAAUCCUCUCCAAAGUGUCAGACUCCACAACAACAAACAAGUUUGACAUUCUCCAGUCUGCACCUUCCACCUCCCAGACAGAAGCCUCUCCAUCACUACCUCCCAGCUCUCCGCCAUUCUUUCUGCCAGAGUGCAUGGGCUCAUCUGAAGAAAACCAGAGGCGUGAUGAAGACGAAGAUGAAGGCUCUGUCAGUUCUGUUAGUUUCCACUCCGUUGAGGCCGGCUCUGAAUCCAUGCCUAACAAACGAAGAAAAUUUUUCACAGGCAGUCUGAAGAAAAAGAAACUGAAGCUAAUGGAAGCCAUGCUGAUGGAGCAGAAGAAAGUAAGCAGGGCAUUAGAAGAAACCUGCAGGGAGGUACGAAGGGUCAUGCAUCAGCAGAACUUUCUACAGGUGCAGAGUCUUCAGCUUCAAGAACGAAUGAUGAACCUACUGGAGAAAAUGAUCUCUCCUGCACCUCCACAAAACUGGCCUCAGCGGUCAUAGCAAACGGGUAGACUUUGAAUGGCUGGGCCUCAGACCUCUUUAGAGGACUCACUGGUAGCACUAUACUGUGUUCAAUUGAUAAGUGUGCACCAAUAUCACUUUUUACUGUGGACUAUAAUGACAAUGCUGUGAUUCUUAGCAUAUGCUACCUGUUUCAGAUAUUGCACUGUGUAGUUUAAAGAGCCUAAUGAAUCAUUAAGUACAUCCUGCUCUGUCUAAAAUGUAUGUUUGCUUUAAAUCCACACUUCAUUUUGACUGGAUUUUUCAAAUUGGGGUUUGGAGCACAUUUCCAUCUUGAAGGUGAACUUCAUGCUCAGUCUUGAAAUCAGUCAAAGUGCAGCUUGCUAGGUUAAAUGGUUUGUUAUAUUGCUUUGUUUACUUAUAUUCAGGGAGAACAGGGAAGGCAUCCAUUGUCUGCAUGCUGCUGUGUUUAUUACAGCAGCUGCCACCGGCCUAUCUGUCCCAUAUAUACUAGUGGAUAACCAGAGCUGGGAACUGUGCCGUAUGUUUGUAGUACUGAACAAAGAAAAAUUCACAAAGUGAAUAAUGGACAAGCAGUGUGUUAAGACUGUCCCAGUCACUGCUACAAUUCAAGACACAAGUGGAAAUAAUCUUAAGAAAUCUGUGAGGCAUCACUUACUGCAAGGGGCUGCUCAGAGGAGUUCCUUUCACAGAGGGUCGUGGUAUGUCAUUAGAGAGGAGGACCCUGACAGCUUCUCUUAGAGAUACGUGAUCCAGGCUACUUUGAAAUUUUAAAGAAAAUGAAAUGAAACUGAUAUUCCAGGCAAUAGAUUUGCUAGAGAUUUUUUAAAAGUAUUAAUAGAAAUAUCAUUGUUUUUGGAGUCCUAGUUACAUGCUCCUCCUGUAAACAUUACAACUUAAUAAUGUACUACACAGGUUCAGGGCCUGUUUUAAAUAUGCCAUCCAUUUCAUUUACCAAGGUUUAUGUAGCAACGACAAGGAAGAUGAAAGUUCUAAUCUGUGUUUCUGUACAGCUUUAUUUAAAUAUUGCUGCUAUCUGUUUAUGCACUGUGAUUAGUAUUAUCAAGGAUAAAGCUUAUGUAUCAAGCAUG